Molecule: messenger RNA, 1674 nt
Organism: Syngnathus typhle (broad-nosed pipefish)
Lineage: Eukaryota; Metazoa; Chordata; Actinopteri; Syngnathiformes; Syngnathidae
Gene: clec3a
Product: C-type lectin domain family 3, member A
Exons: 3
Coding region: 45-632 (195 amino acids)
Source: RefSeq, a predicted model, not a curated record
CUGUCACGGCAGCACAAGGUGUAGCAGUGUGAGCAGCCUCCAGCAUGGCACGUCUGGGCCUACCCGUAUUUGUCGCACUGUGCUUUUCUUUGCUUCACUCCAGCUCCGGACGCCCGCCUCGCAUAAGGAAGGCCAUAUCGCCUCGAGCAACGGAGGACGAUGAUGUGAAGGGCCAGCUGGAGAAGUUGUGGCGGGAGGUGAAUUUGCUUAAAGAGAUGCAGGCUUUGCAGACAGUGUGCCUCAGAGGCAUCAAAGUUCACAGGAAGUGCUAUCUCACAGUUGAGGAACCCAAACACUACCACGAGGCUAAUGAAGACUGCAUCGCACAAGGAGGAACUCUUGCAACGCCGCGAGACGCGAUGGAGAACAAUGACCUUCGAGACUAUGCCAAGAGGAGCUCUCCUGGCUCCAAGGACUUCUGGAUCGGCGUGGCAGACAUAGUGAAGGAAGGCCAGUAUGUUGACGUCAACAGUCAACCCGUCAGCUACCUCAACUGGGACCGCUCCAAGAAGCAGCCCACAGGAAGCAAGCGGGAGAGCUGUGUCUCUCUUUCAGUGGCCGCACAGGGCAAGUGGUAUGACGAGGUGUGUCGCAGUUUGAAAAAGUACAUUUGUGAAUAUGUCAUUCCCUAAAGACGUUGAUGCUCUCCUAUGCAAGUCAAGGGGUGAAAGCCAAAGAUAGUAUUACAGUAUUUCCUCAAAUAGUGGUUGCCCGUAAGACAAAUUCAAUUCCCUUAAAUAGACAAAAUCUGCGCUCUGACUUUAUUUCACCCUGAGUAUGCUUGUAAUACUGGUAAUGUUUUAUAACUUUUUAUUUUAAAUUAGAAAAACGGUAGCCUACUGAUUGUUCUGGAUAUGUAUCACCGUGUCGGGCCACCAAGACAUAGACCAGUACACAUUUUAUGGACAAAUGUGAUGAAAAACUUGAUUAACACUAUACAAAAAAUAGAAUGAACUGCUUGUCCACAUUGAACAGCCUGUACAUAUCGGAGAAUGCUUAAUGGUAACUAUUUCAAGCCUUCUGUCAAAGAUAAACAAAGAUGAGGGUCACGAGUUCAAAAAGUUAAUGAGAUCACUCCACAACAUUGUGUAGCCUUGUUUGUGUUGUGUGUCUUCAAUUGUGAACUGACAUUUCGUCGUAGAAGUCUCUCAUCAAUAUAAUACACAAAUUCGUCUAUAUUUGUAAAUGAAACAUAUUAAAAAGAUUUUUCAAAACAAUGAUGUUUUAAACUACUGCAAUCUUGUUUUUCACCAGAAGAGAUCACUAUAACUGAUGCUUCAAGUAAUGAAACUCAUUUUCAAAACAAUUUUCCCAAGCAUCUCAGUAUUUCACAAAAGUUUCAUUUACCCAUCACUAAUGUAUACCGACAGGUAGAAAAAUCUUCCAUUCAAUGGCAAACGGUAUGGUAUAAUAAACGUGGCAUAUGAAUAAAACAUUCAUAAAAAAGAAUGAGUCACAUAUUCCUCUGAGUCCUUCAACUUUGUGUUCAACUUAUCAGGCCUGCAUUUCACACCGAGUAUAAAUAAAUGCAUGAUUAAAUCGAGAUAAGAUCAUUCUCGGAUGAUACUGUGACUUUUUUGUUUGGUGGUGUGCCAAGAGAUUUUUCUCAUGCAAAUUGGGUGUUUUGAGUCCUCCAUGUAUUUAUGAAAUUAAAUCCAAUGUCAAAAUGGCCAC